AUGGCUCUUGUUCGUUCUAAUGGGGCUCAAAUGAUGGCUGCUGGAGAUCCAAUGUCAGAAGUGCCGCGCCUUUCCAAUCUUCAGGCUCCUACAAUGGCAUUGUACGGACAUCAAGGGGAAAUUUAUACCGCACAAUUCAGUCCCGACGGAACAUGUUUAGCAUCUAGUGGAUACGAUAUGCAGAUAUUCCUAUGGAAUGUGUUCGGUGAUUGCGAGAACUUUGCUGUUUUGAAAGGACACAAAGGAGCAGUUAUGGACCUUAAAUUCAACACUGAUUCGAGUAUGCUGAUGACGGCCAGUACAGAUAAAACAGUGAGGAUUUGGGAUAUGGAAACUGGCGCAUGCGUCAGAAAAUUCAAAUCGCACACUGACAUUGUGAAUGCACUUCAUCCAUCAAGAAGAGGAGUUCAGUUGGUGGUUAGUGCUUCAGACGACGGAUCGCUCAAGGUGUUUGAUAUUCGCACAAGAGAGCCGGUGAAAAAUUAUGCGAAUAAAUAUCAACAAACUGCUGUUACCUUCAAUGAUACCACUGAUCAGAUUUUCUGCGGAGGAAUUGACAACGAAAUAAAAGGCUGGGAUAUGCGUCGUGACGAUAUUGCAUUGUCCCUGCAGGGACAUCGUGAUACAAUCACUUCAAUUGCAUUGUCACCGAAUGGAAACUUCAUCAUUUCGAAUGCAAUGGAUUGUUCGGUGAAGCAAUGGGACAUUCGUCCAUUCGCGCCCGGUCAACGGCUCGUCAAUACCUUCUACGGGCACCAGCAUAACUUCGAGAAGAACUUGUUAAAAUGCUCUUGGUCGCCUGACAAUCGCUAUAUAAGCGCCGGCUCUUCUGAUCGUUUUGUAUACGUGUGGGAAGUGCUCACAAAGAAGCUCGAAUUCAAAUUGCCAGGACACUUGGGAAGCGUCAACGCAACGGAUUUCCAUCCAAACGAACCAAUUUUGCUCUCCGCCGGCAGCGAUAAGAAGCUUUUCCUAGGAGAAAUUGAUAUGAGCUAA
Messenger RNA from Caenorhabditis bovis, 996 nucleotides. The record is from the annotation of a GenBank genome assembly. NCBI's taxonomy places the organism in Eukaryota, Metazoa, Nematoda, Chromadorea, Rhabditida, Rhabditidae.